AUAACCUCCCUUUCAAGCCCAAUCUUCGUUUUCUUUCACUCAUUCUUUCCCGGUGGGCGAUUUUUCUUGCAAGUUACAUAGGCAUUUUCCUACGCCUCUGUUAUAACGCCAUAAAAACACCCUCCACUACCUCCUUCUUUCUUCUUCUCUCACAUCUCUCUCUUCCUCUCUGGAUAACUCUUAUCUGAGUCCGUGAUGAUCAGAAACUAAUCGUCCUUUGAGUGAUGGGAUCGUGUGCUUCAGUCCACAGAAACUCGGAGGCGGACAUGAAACUCCGGUUGUCAUUCGUGUCAAAGACUGAGAAUCUGAUGAUUCCACCGUCGCCCAUUAAGGAAAAGCACGAUAAUGACAACUUUCGAAUCGACGAUAUCAAGUCUCAGUGGUCGCCGACUCUGUCAACCACUGCCUUCAAAGUCGAUUACGGUAGCAAAGAGGAAACGUUUUUUGACUCCAAGCCCUGGUUAGACUCUGACUGCGAAGACGAUUUCUAUAGUGUGAAUGGUGAGUUUACUCCAUCUCGUGGCAACACUCCAGUUCACACCUUUGGGACCCCUAACCUGGAUAAAUCCCCUUUUGAGAACAUAAUUCCUGGUUCUACACCUGGACUACCUCCACCUGGAAAGAAAAAGAACUUGUUGGAGCUUUUUCGAGAUAGUAUUAGAGAUGAUCACUAUCCUGAUCUAAACCUCUCAGGUAUUGAAAACAUGGCCAAUGGGAAGACGGAAGGAAAGCCAAGUUUAAAUGACACUGCAUCAAAAUCUUCAGGAAGCACGCCUUAUAUCUCAGGGACUAACUCUGUGUCUGCCAGUGAAAGAAUCCCAAAUGGGGAUACUGUAUCAGCUAAAGAGAAAUCAGUGAAAUCGAUGCAGGGCUGCCUUCCAAGCUUGGUUUCAUGCCGUAGCUUCAGUGAGAGGAAGAGGAGGAUGAGUCCUGCUGUAGCAGCCAAUGGAAAAGUUUGAACCUUGUUGAAAUCUGAUGACAAAUAAAGUGUCUUACUCACUGAAUACUUUGACUGUUUGAUAGUGUAUAUCUUAAGGUCUAAGUGUAAAGAACCCUGAAGAUAUGAGUUGGCAGCCUGUACAUCUUAAGAGGAAGAGAUUCUCUAUGCCUAUAAGCUUAUGGUAUUUUGCUGUCAUUAUCAAUCUAAGUAGUUAUCUUUUACAA
Molecule: messenger RNA, 1164 nt
Organism: Prosopis cineraria
Lineage: Eukaryota; Viridiplantae; Streptophyta; Magnoliopsida; Fabales; Fabaceae
Exons: 3
Coding region: 225-959 (244 amino acids)
Source: RefSeq, a predicted model, not a curated record